CAGCCUUGGGGGGGGAGGCCUCGGCUGCAGCGCGGGGGGAGCGCGGUGCGUGGGGCCGGGAGAGAGAAAGGAGAGGGCGAAGGCUACACACCCAGCAGAAGGCCGUCCAUGUCAAAGAUCAGGUGCCUCACCACUGGGCAUCAAGAUCAUUGAAAUACCAGUUGCAGAAGCAGACCCGAAAGUCACUCUGUCAAGCUCCCAAGGUGACAUGCUGACUUCAAGAUUUGUACUGCUUUGCAGUUCUGCAUGAGGGCAGUGGUUAGUUGUGGCUUCACAUAAGGGAAGUCACGUCUCUCUUGUUUGUAGGACUUGGCACUUGGCCUUGUUAAACCUCAUCCCAUUGGCCUCAGCCCAUCGAUCCAGCCUGUUCAGAUCCCUAUGUAGAGCUGCCCUACCCUCGAGCAUAUUGACACUUCGUCACAGUUUAGUGUUGUCUGCAAACUUGCUAAGGGUGCACUCGAUUCCCUCAUCCUGGUUGUUGAUAAGGAUAUUGAACAGGACUGGACCCAGCAGCAAGCCCUGGGGAACACCACUUGUGGCCUGGACCUGAAGAAAAAGGAGAAGUACUUCUUACUCUGAGGGCUAGAGAGGAUUCUGAGAAGGAAGAAGAUGAGACUCUUCUUUUUUCUGAUAAUAUGCCAGUGUGCCAUAAACAGUGUCAAAACACACGGUGCUUCAAAUCCCAAUUUUGUUUUACUGAUGGCUGAUGAUCUUGGUAUUGGAGACCUGGGAUGUUACGGAAACAAAACUUUAAGAACCCCUAAUAUUGACAGGCUAGCAGAAGAAGGAGUGACACUUACUCAGCAUAUAGCAGCAUCCCCACUUUGUACUCCAAGCAGGGCAGCUUUCCUGACAGGACGAUAUCCUAUUAGAUCAGGAAUGGCUUCAUUCUCACGAGUUGGUGUCUUCUUGUUUUCUGCCUCUUCUGGGGGACUUCCUUCUGAAGAAAUAACUUUUUCCAGACUCCUGAAGCAGAGAGGUUAUGCAACAGCUCUAAUAGGAAAGUGGCAUCUUGGGAUGAACUGUGAAAGCAGUAAUGACUUCUGUCACCACCCCCUCAGUCAUGGAUUUGAUUACUUUUAUGGACUUACUGUGACCAAUCUUAGAGACUGCAAACCUGGCCAAGGCAGUGUAUUUUUAAAAGGGGUUCAGAAAUCCCUUGUCAUCCCAAUGCAAAUUGCUGGAAUCGCCCUGAUGUCUUUGGCAAUAGUGCAGUACAUUGGCCUCUUCAACAUACCGUUCCAAGCAUUGGGUUACUGCAUGUUAAUAACUGCUAUUUCACUUGCAGUUUUGACUUUCUUCUUUUAUCAUUUUCGACACUUGAACUGCUUCUUAAUGAGGAACCAUCAGAUUAUCCAGCAACCGCUAUCCUAUGAGAACCUUACUCAGAGACUGACAAAGGAAGCUGUGCAGUUUAUAGAAAGAAACACUGAGGCACCAUUUCUUCUUGUCCUGUCUUAUCUUCAUGUCCAUACUGCUCUAUAUGCUUCAAAAAAUUUCAGAGGAAAGAGCAAGCAUGGUUUAUACGGAGACGCAGUGGAAGAAAUGGACUGGAGUGUAGGGCAGGUUCUGGAUGUGCUGGAGAAAUAUAAUCUGAGCAAUAAAACUCUUGUAUACUUUACGUCUGACCAAGGGGCUCAUGUUGAAGAAAUCUCCAGUUCUGGAGAAGUGCAUGGAGGGUACAAUGGCAUAUAUAAAGGUGGAAAAUCGAUGAACUGGGAAGGAGGUAUUCGUGUGCCAGGGCUUCUCUGUUGGCCUGGAGUGAUACAGGCCGGUGCCUAUAUUGAUGAGCCAACAAGUAACAUGGAUAUAUUUCCUACCAUAGUCAAACUUGCCAAGGCACAGUUACCCUCUGACAGAAUUAUUGAUGGACAUGAUCUGAUGCCCUUACUUCAAGGAAAAGUUACGCGAUCCAAGCAUGAAUUUCUCUUCCAUUACUGUAAUGCAUAUUUAAAUGCAGUGCGCUGGCAUCCAAGAAAUAGUGAAUCUGUCUGGAAAGUAUUCUUCUUCACUCCAAACUUCAGUCCUGAAGAUUCCAAUGGUUGCUAUGAUGAUCAUGUUUGCUUCUGCCAUGGAGGAUUCAUCACAUGGCAUGAUCCCCCACUGCUCUUUGAUCUCUCCAGAGACCCUGAAGAGAAAGUCCCACUGACUCCAGAAACAGAGAGCCGUUUCUAUGAAAUCCUCAGGGUCAUACACCUAGAAGUAGACAACCACUCCAGAUCCCUGCAUGCUGUCCCUGACCAACUGUCUUGGGACAAUCUUCUCUGGAAACCAUGGCUUCAGCUAUGCUGCUCAUCUUUCUUUCAGUCUUGCUACUGUGACUAUGACUCAGAAGGGAGCCUACCAGAGGUGUACUCAGAAUAAACAAGCUGCAGUUCCCUUUCAGAAACUGGACCAAGAGAGUGUGGGUAGCUGACUUGAACCCCUGCAGUACUAGCCUUCAGAAGGUUUGUUAUGUAGGAGGACCUGUUUUUAAAUAGAUUAUUGCAGUAGAAGAGAAUUUCAGUCAAAAAAAUGUGCCAAGAGAAGAAAGGCAAGACACAGUUUUUCUUUCUUUAUAAUGUAAGCAUCAGUAUGAAACACAUUGACAUCGUCACCUACAAACAGGUAGGCUGUUGGCAUUUUCUAGAUCCAAUCAUUUCUUAGAUCUUUAGCUUCAGCUUUAUUCUUGCACAACAAGGAAUUUACCUGUAGUUUCUGUCAAUUACAACCACUAAAUGCACACUUUCCUGUGAUUUUUGCUAAGUGUUAUCCACUGUUAGUAAGACAGAGCAUCAAGUAAUUAAAAAUAGAGAGAUAAUGGAAAAGAGGUCCAGUUAUGACUGUAAUAUGAUAACAUAUAGAUGGGUAAAGAGCAGAUCUGUAGCAAUAUCUCUAGCAACAAGUGUCAGGCAUAUGAUAUAAUAAACAGAUUGCCAACAAUCUUAUAUUACAUGUGCCAUAAAACUGUACAGAGAUAAAGACCUGGCAUUCACAUUAAAAUAUUGCUCAAUCACUAGUGUCACAUUGCCUUGCAGCAAACUUUGUUCCAAAAGGAAACCAAGUGCACCAGUUAUGUGCUUGAGUGUGUGCCAUAAGUCUCCAUGUGUGUGUAUUUAUGCAAGCCAAACUCAUAACCCCUCAAAACCCCACAAAUUCUUCAAUCCUUGAUACAGGCACAGUCUUAUAGCGCAGUUGCUAAAGUGAAAGAUUUGGUUCAUACUUGAUGUCUGAAUUCUGAAUUCACAUGACAGUACAAAUAUAACUUCACUAUCUCCCAUACCUGUUCUUCCACUGAUGGGUGUAGUGUUUUAUAACAAAUAAAUAAAUUUGGUCUUCCUUUAAAUAUUUUUGUCAUCAUUUAGACUCUCUGAAAAGGAUCUAUCAUUUUCUGAGAAGAAACUUGGCCUUGAGCACUUAAGGCCAAAUAGAACUGUCUCUGAGUUCUCAGCAAGGCCUUGGGAAAUGUACAGUACUUCAAGGAUAAUUUCUCUGUCCAUUUUUAUCUGCAUCUUAUUCAGGCACAUUUUCUUUCCACUCUGCAAGCAGGCAAACUUUUUUUUCCAGCAGAUUCUACCAGAGGAGAGAGUAUCAACAGAAUACUAAAAUUAUUUGAUGUUUGAUAAUAGACGAUUACUUGCUCCUUACCAGGAAACACGAGUUAAUUCCAGCAUUAUGGUGUAUUAAAAUCCAUUUGGUGGUUUUAGUAGAUCACUAAUGCAAAAGUGAUGUGUGAUGACAGUAAUGCAAUAUCUUCAGUCAGCGAACAUUAAGGUUGUGACCUGGUUCUUAGGAACUAUUGAGGCCUGUCCUAUAAAAACAUAUUGUGAUAUAUAAUGUAUUUCUGUCUAUAAAGCCUAGGCUUUAUUUGAUUUUUCUGCUGUAGUUUCAUUCAAAAUUUCAUUCUCCACAAUAUCCAGAUGCCAGUCCUGGGAAAUGUUGUACUCUUUCCUUAAAGUCCUAUUUUUGAUGUUUCACCUUGUGUUCAUAAUUGCGUUUCUUCAGUAUGUGCUCUACAAGCUCUCUGUAAGUAGCAAAAUCCUGUGUAUGCUCAUAAGGUUAGUCUCUUCAGGUAUUUCACUGAUAACUGCUCAGGACUGUUUAUAUUGUAGAUGGAAAGCUGUCAGGUGGCCAUUUACGUGGCAUAAUUCCCCCUUUGCUUUACUUAAUCACUGAAUGUACUACAUGAAUUUAGGAAGAAAGACGACUGCAGUUUGAAGACAAGUACUCUUCUGCAGUGAUUAGUGGCUACCUCUCGGUGUCAUGACAGGAUCUAUAUGUCCCAAAUUUUUGAUCCUCACUGUAUGUCCCAGGAACUCCUCGCAGCAUGGCGCUGGUGACCAUGGGUGUCCCCCUGCAGUGGGUGAACACACUGGGCUGCAGCCAGGGUGCUGCCCUGGCACUGAGCACUGCAGCAUGGGGGGAUGCUGUCGCCAGCAUCCACAUCACUGGCACGGUUUACACAAAACUUUUCAAGCAAAUAUUCUUGAAGAAGCAUAUGGGAAAAUAUCUGUUGUGUGUUAGGUAUACAGCAGUAACUCAAAGUGUUGUCGUUGGAUCUGUUUUGUUCCCAUGGUUGCUUGGCUGUGACCUUAAGAGGGAUCUCAAUUUAUAUUCUCAAGAACAUCCACAUCUACUUCUUUUCAUUCGGAAGAUGUGCUAUGUUGCUAUUAUUUCUUUUCUUUCUGCAGGUGCAAGAAUUGUUUGUUCUGUUAGGCACAGCAGCUGGUCUGUGCUGCCUGACUGAGGUAUCAAAAAUGAUAAGUUUUCUACUGGUCUGAUUUCUUCUUGCCUGAAUAUGGCUUUUCUUUUAUACUCCCUUUGGCUUUUGGUGCCAUCUUUCUAAUAUCACUUCUUAAAAUGUCCACAGUCCUCAAAUAAUUAUCCACUUAUUUCUUUGCCACUUUCCCGUUUGCUUGUCAUAUUGAUUGUGAUGGCUAUUUUGCCACAAUUAAUCAGAAAAUUAAAAGUGGUCUUUGUGAAAAGAUUUAACUUUUAGGGCUCCUUGACUCUACUAAUGUACUUAUUUAAGGUCUAGUAAAGAUUAACUUUGCAUUAUGAAAUCUAAGAAAUUAUAAAAAGUGCGAGACACCCUGAAUAAUAAGAAUAGUUGCUUGUUUGUGGCACAAGCUUCUUAUUGGUCAAAAUAUAAUUUAUUACAACAUUUAGUAUUUUGACUUAAGCAGUAAAAUCUGAAAUCCAUUUUUACAACUGGUCCUUCAAGAAAGAGUCUAUUAAGAGUAGGGCCCUAUUUUUCAUAGUCCAUGUUAAUGCCAAGUUGUUUAAUGCCUGAAAUAAACCAUCUCUGUAUUGCAAAUGUAUUAUACCUUUCAGUAUUGUAUCUUCUAUUAUGGAGAUGGCAUGUCAGAGCAUGGUAAUUAAAGUAGUCUUGUUUACCUGCAAAAUAAAAUGAGAAGGACAAUAUACCAUUUUUGUAAUGACAUUGCCUGAUCUAACAAGGAAAGGUUUUGUUUUUCACAACAGGUUAUUGAUGGUAUAUACAUGAUUCACAAUUUAUUAACAAGCAAGUCUGAAGGAAAAUGUACUGCGCUGGUACCUUGAGAUUGACUUCCAAUCUAUCAUUUAAGAACCAUCGGUAUUGUAACAAGGUGCCUGCUUGUAGAAUACAGUACUUUAAACUGAGAGCUAAGCUUCAGAGGGAAGUGUAUUCCUUUACAGUAUUAUUUAACAGUAUCACAUCCUAGUUUGUCGCAGUCCCUGUGUAGCCCAGAGCAAGUCAUUUAACUCUGCUUCUCAGUUCCUUCUCUCUGCCCAAAGAAGGAUAAUAGUAUUUCUCUAGCUGUUGGGAACAAAAAACACUGAAAGUGGUAUGCUGGCAAAGGAGCAUUUGCUAGUCAAUAAGACACUUUCUCUGCAGAAGGUACAGUUUAAAUAAGAGCCAGAAAACUAGGAUGUAGAA
Messenger RNA from Cuculus canorus (common cuckoo), 5899 nucleotides. RefSeq names its product steroid sulfatase (gene STS). The record is from RefSeq and is a predicted model, not a curated record. Gene Ontology annotation, molecular function: arylsulfatase activity. The coding region runs from base 610 to 2364 and encodes 584 amino acids. Lineage: Eukaryota; Metazoa; Chordata; Aves; Cuculiformes; Cuculidae. The transcript is spliced from 12 exons.